Molecule: messenger RNA, 1827 nt
Organism: Cucurbitaria berberidis CBS 394.84
Lineage: Eukaryota; Fungi; Ascomycota; Dothideomycetes; Pleosporales; Cucurbitariaceae
Exons: 2
Coding region: 1-1827 (608 amino acids)
Source: RefSeq, a predicted model, not a curated record
AUGCCUAUCGCCGCGAACGCAAAUCUCCACCAUUGGGUGAAACAGCACAACAGACCCCAUCGCGAAGAAAGUAUGCCAGUCCCGCCGGACAAAUGCGACUUACCUGGCUUCCCAGGCGUCACCGCAGAGCAGCCAAAGGUCUACUCUAGAAAGCUCUGGCUUGUCUCAGAGAACGACCGUCGGAUCAAGCCGAAGUUCCUAUCAACUCAUCCUCAAGUGCUCUUCAAACUCACAGAGAAGGUCGUCAACAAGCUUGCUACUAAUCACGAUGCUUUGCACAUGGCCCUAGCUGAGCUUUACAACAACGCGUCCGACAGGGAGAAGGGCAAAAGCAACUUUCUCGCUCUAGAGGCGGAGCAAAUUCUCACCCACGAAGGCUAUGGUAAAUAUGUCUGGGGCGUAGCGCCCGAGACCCAGGCGCUGUUGGGUAACGCAGAGCAAUCAAAUCCGAACUUGGACCCGGUCUUGGAGGCGGAGCUGAAGCCGAAGUGGUCUACUUUUGAUGAGGCUGGAGUGCUCACUCCUAACGACUACGAAGAGAUUACGCUGAAUCUUCGACAUUGGAUGGCCGCCCGAAUUCACGCCAAGAUCAAUGCCCCUUCCAAGAAGACACCUGUCCGGGCUAGUGCGAAGAAAGCGCGAGGUCGACGAGGCCAAUUGUCUACACCACCUUCAUCCCAACAGCGAGCGAGGGCUAAUGGCAGCCGGACUGAUCGAAUGGUAGUAGGCAGUGUUGCUCCUGGGGCAGCAGCUAAUGGAGGACACGACCCCAUGGAGUUCGUUCAAACCCCCCAGCGAUCUCGAAAUGGGGCACUCAUUCGCCCUAGUGCGAGAGUGAGGGCUCAACAGAAUAGAGACCAAGUCUCGACGCCAAGCAGACUGAGAGAGGGGACGAAUCUCGGCCAGGCUGACCACUUGUGGGCAGACAUUUUCUCUCCUGUGAGAGAGAUAGCAGCUGCUCGAGGAGAUGACUCUAUAGAAGAUAUUCAAGCACCACAACAACCUCCAAACGAUGCCACCAUUGCGUUUCCCAUGGGCGAAGAAGCGGCUAGCGACUUGGUAGACCCAACAGAACUCUUCCUAACGCUGCAACAACCUGCCAGCGAUGUCCCUCAUUCAUCCGGCGAUUCUCUAUACGGGUCCGACCGUGAUCCUGAUCGGUCAGGACCACCGGUCCCCUCCACGGAACCUACAACGCCGGAUACCGCCUAUCACUCGGAUGCCGACACUGUUAGUCAGCAGGUCCAUCGAGAGGCUACAGCCAUGAGAUUUGGCCAGUCCCCACCAACCGCCCGCCCCACUAGAGCGCUGAUUAAAAAUCAACGCAAGCUGAAACGAUGCCUGGAACGAGUGAUUACUAGCAGUCCUCCGAAUUACAAUCUAGUCCUCCAAGAGCUGAAGCAGAGCGUACAAGGCGCCUACGAGGAAAGCGCAUAUUACAAGCAAGAGAAUGAGUUAUACCUUGAGUUUGAGGAGUUAGGACGAGCAUUUGAUUACUGGACCACGUUGAUCGAUGAACUCGUAACGAAACGCGCCGGCUUUAAUGGUGUACCGUGCAUGUCGUUCUUUACAUCCGACUACUUGUAUGAAGAUCGCCUCCGCGGUUUGCAGCACUUGAGAGAACUCCGUCUCUGGCGCAAGGAAAAGGCAGACACAACGAACUGCAAUGGCGAGUUUGAUGUCGACAUUUUGGUAAUCGACAUCGCGACGAUGAUCGAAGGUCUUCAAGGUACCGAGCAUCGUUCCUACCCCCCUGAGGAACUAGUCCGGCAUUUGAAGACCUUUAAUCGACCGCUCUUUGAAUGCUUUGGAUUUACAGCUAGGUAG